Molecule: messenger RNA, 1212 nt
Organism: Dissoconium aciculare CBS 342.82
Lineage: Eukaryota; Fungi; Ascomycota; Dothideomycetes; Mycosphaerellales; Dissoconiaceae
Exons: 3
Coding region: 97-1002 (301 amino acids)
Biological process (GO): proteasome-mediated ubiquitin-dependent protein catabolic process
Cellular component (GO): cytosol; proteasome regulatory particle, base subcomplex; nucleus
Molecular function (GO): polyubiquitin modification-dependent protein binding
Source: RefSeq, a predicted model, not a curated record
UACACAACCUCUACGAACAAUCCAUAUCCUGUGUUAUCAGAACUCCACAAAUUCGGCGCAAGUUUUCACAAGCGGGACACAAUCACCACAACCAACAUGGGUCUCGAAGCGACGAUGAUCGUUGUGGACAACAGCGAGAGCAGUCGUAAUGGAGACUAUGUACCUUCGCGAUGGGAAGCACAAGUCGAUGCUGUCAAUUUCAUUUUCCAAACAAAGACGCAAGCAAACCCCGAGUCAUCUGUUGGCUUGAUGAGCAUGGGCGGAAGUGGUCCGGAAGUUCUCACUACUCUUACAACAAAUCAGGGCAAGCUCAUUGAUGGACUACAUCGGACUAAGGUCAAGGGACAGUCGCAUCUAUACACAGGAAUAAUGAUUGCUGCGCUAGCGCUCAAGCAUCGACAGAACAAAUCUCAGCGUCAACGAAUCAUCGUAUUCACCUGCUCACCAAUUACCGACUCAACAUCCACACUGAAAAAGCUAGCCAAGCGCAUGAAGAAGAACAACACCAGCAUCGACAUCAUCGCUUUUGGCGAUCUCACUGACGACAAUUUGGAGAAAUUACGCGCAUUUAACGAGGAGGUCAAGUCAAACGAAGGCUCUCACCUCGAGAUUAUACAGCCCGGACCAAACCUUUUGUCAGAUGCAAUCAUCGCAUCACCGAUUCUCGAAGGCGAAGGCGGCGCGGCCGCCGCGGCUAGGAGCGGAGGAGGCGGUGGUGGCAGUGGUGAGGGUGCAGGCGCAGAGGCAUUUGAGUUCGGCGUGGACCCAAAUAUCGACCCGGAGUUGGCAUUAGUUCUGAGAAUGAGUGCGGAGGAAGAGAAGGAACGACAAGAACGGGAGAAGCGAGCGCGGGAGGCAGCAGAGGGCAAGACGGAUCUCGAGCCGGUUCCCGAAGGCAAGGAAGAGAGUCAGCCAUUAUUGAACAGCGCAGGCGAACCUUCGUCGUCGAAGAAGCAGGACAAGAAGCGGGGCGGCGACGAUGACAAGAUGGACGACGCAUGAGCGUUGCCUUCUCCCGUCGCCACUAGAAGUAGCGGAGGCAUAUUGUAGACAUUACGAAUCCAUGGAGAAGACGAUAAAUGCGAAUCACGACCACCAAGCCAUAGGGAACUCGUGAAAUGUGACACGAGCAGUGUCAAUAGCAUUAAAAACAAAGCGACAGUUAUGUAACAUGUCAUAGCAUGAAAAUGGUAAAAAUGUCUCCGACAUGCC